ACCAUAUUAAACCAAAACCAAAACAGUAUUAACUAUUAACAUAAAUUUUUCUUUCUUUUCUUUCUUCACUUGCAAUUCUUGGGGGGUUGUUGUGCAAAUGCACUAUACUCAUUCCCCACCAACCUAACCCUUUUAUUAUACUUUGCAAAUCAUUACAACCGUGUUCCCUACAAACAAUCUCUUUCUUCCAUUAUGAUUUCACAUAUUUUUUCAAAUUAAAUGAGUUUGUAAAACUGUAACACACUUCUCUUUGGAACCAUUUUCUAUUUUCAUUUUCCCUUCAAGAAUGGCUGCUAACAUAAAUUUAGCUCCUUCAUCUAUGUCCGCCACAAGGAGGUUCCAUUUUUCUUCAUCUUCUUCUUGUUCCUUGGCACCCCAUUUGAGUUUUAGAAGGACCAAGUUGGGAUUUGAAUCCAAAAUCCCAUCUUUAGUACUGAAAGGAUGGAGAAGAACAGAGAAUUUGGAGAGCAAGAAAAGGAAAGAACGAGAACAUCAACAAUGGAGGAGUACCAGUACCAAUGUGAGGUGCACUGCAGAGGGAAUAGAUGGAGGCAUGUUCAUUGGAAAAAGAGCCAAAGAAGAAGGUGUUAGGAUUCCAGAGAGGUUUAAGGUGGUGAGUUUGGUGGCAUGUGUUAUGUGUCUUUGUAAUGCUGACAGGGUUGUUAUGUCUGUGGCGGUUGUUCCUCUUGCUUCAAAAUAUGGAUGGUCAAGUUCUUUUCUUGGCAUUGUUCAGUCAUCAUUCUUGUGGGGAUACAUAUUCUCCUCUGUGGUUGGAGGAGCUUUGGUGGACAGGUAUGGAGGGAAAAGGGUGCUGGCAUGGGGUGUUCUUUUGUGGUCUCUGGCAACUCUUCUUACCCCUUUGGCAGCCAACCACUCCACAACAAGCUUAUUGGCAAUUCGCGCCUUCUUCGGCCUAGCUGAAGGAGUGGCGCUUCCAUCCAUGAGCACUCUCAUGUCAAGUUGGUUCCCAAGUAAUGAGAGGGCGAGUGCAGUUGGAAUUUCAAUGGCUGGAUUUCAUCUUGGCAAUGUUAUAGGCUUGUUGCUCACACCAAUUAUGUUGUCCACUAUCGGAAUCUCCGGUCCUUUUAUCUUAUUCUCCUCUCUUGGGUUGCUCUGGGCGACAACAUGGGCGUAUCGAGUUACAGAUGAUCCUCAAGAAAGUAAUUUCAUCAGCAGAUCAGAGCUAAGAUUGAUACAAGCUGGAAAAGCAGCUUCUCCCAAGAAAAGCAGCCAGUUUCCUCCACUACGCCUUCUACUAUCGAAAUUACCAUCAUGGGCUAUCAUAUUUGCCAAUGCAACUAACAAUUGGGGCUACUUUGUUCUUCUCUCAUGGAUGCCAGUUUAUUUCAAAAGCGUAUAUAAUGUGAAUUUGAAGCAAGCAGCUUGGUUUAGUGCAGUUCCAUGGGCAACAAUGGCCAUUUCAGGCUAUCUUGCUGGUUCUAUAUCAGACUCCUUAAUCAACAAAGGGUACCCCACGACAUUUGUCAGAAAGGUCAUGCAGACCAUUGGAUUCAUUGGGCCAGCAGUGACCUUACUGUGCCUAUAUUAUGCCAACUCACCAACAACUGCUGCCACUCUCAUGACUGCGGCUCUGAGCUUGAGUUCUUUCAGCCAGGCCGGCUUUAUGCUAAAUAUACAAGAUAUUGCUCCUCAGUAUGCAGGAAUACUACAUGGAAUAUCAAAUUCAGCUGGGACUUUAGCAGCUAUCAUAAGCACAAUUGGAACCGGUUAUUUUGUACAGUGGCUGGGUUCAUUUCAGGCUUUCUUAACUUUAACAGCAGCUCUUUAUUUUGUCACAACCAUUUUUUGGAAUCUUUUUGCUACAGGCGACCAAGUUUUGUGAGUUUCUUAAUCAUUUCUGAAAUGUUUUCACAUUUAUGAGAAUCUGAAUCUUAGAAGAUUUCCAAGUUCAAAUUCUCAUGAACGUGACAGCAUUUAAUAACGGCACGUUUUGUGGGGAAAUUUUCCACAUCUUUGCAUCCCGAUAAAAGCCGAAGGAGAAAAUCAUUGGUUUCAAAAUUGGGGGGUGAUCUACUAGGAGAAAGAAAUGAAUGAAGAUCAUUUUUUUAUUUAUAUAGUUUAUUAUCUUAAAAAUGAGAUUCGUCAUGUAUUUAGUAGUUCUAAAAUGAAACGAAAUAAAGUGUACGUUUCUUUUUUAUA
Messenger RNA from Arachis duranensis, 2160 nucleotides. Its product is annotated as probable anion transporter 3, chloroplastic. Gene Ontology annotation, cellular component: plastid. The transcript is spliced from 8 exons. The record is from RefSeq and is a predicted model, not a curated record. Gene Ontology annotation, biological process: transmembrane transport. Lineage: Eukaryota; Viridiplantae; Streptophyta; Magnoliopsida; Fabales; Fabaceae. Gene Ontology annotation, molecular function: phosphate transmembrane transporter activity. Bases 287 to 1843 code for a protein of 518 amino acids.